Messenger RNA from Puntigrus tetrazona (Sumatra barb), 445 nucleotides. It is a transcript of the gene mtbl, whose product is annotated as metallothionein-B-like. The transcript is spliced from 3 exons. Lineage: Eukaryota; Metazoa; Chordata; Actinopteri; Cypriniformes; Cyprinidae. The record is from RefSeq and is a predicted model, not a curated record. Bases 171 to 377 code for a protein of 68 amino acids. Gene Ontology annotation, molecular function: metal ion binding.
AUGUCAGGAUUUCCUGUUAUAUGACGCCCGCAUCAUACUGACCGCGAUCAUAAGCUCAUCCAUCACGCGUAAGACGUUCUCACGUGAUUGUGACGCACGAACAAACGAUUCCAUUUAUUUGUACCAGACAUUUUUUUUUCCACGAAAGCAUCACACGGUCGUUGGAAUUAAUGGAAGGUGGCAAAAUGGACCAGUGUGACUGUUCUAAAUCUGGAUCUUGUAACUGCGGGGAAAACUGCAAAUGCGCCAACUGCAAGUGCGCGCACAGCAAGAAAAGUUGCGGCGGUUGUCCGUCCGAAUGCAGUAAGGACAAGAAGGGCUGCGAGAGCGCGUGCAAGGACAAGGAGAAGUCGUGCGACACUCACUGCUGCAAAUGAACGUCUGUGAUGCGGGCUGCUGUGACACUGUGUUCCUUUAAUAAUAAAACAUACAGCAAUGUCGUGUA